This is a messenger RNA of Octopus bimaculoides (California two-spot octopus), 2651 nucleotides long. RefSeq names its product single-stranded DNA-binding protein, mitochondrial. Gene Ontology annotation, molecular function: single-stranded DNA binding. The record is from RefSeq and is a predicted model, not a curated record. Lineage: Eukaryota; Metazoa; Mollusca; Cephalopoda; Octopoda; Octopodidae. Gene Ontology annotation, cellular component: mitochondrial nucleoid. Gene Ontology annotation, biological process: positive regulation of helicase activity; mitochondrial DNA replication.
UGCUAUUCUGAUAACACUUCCUGCAUGUCAACACGUGCCCUCAUUAAAACCUUCUUUCAUUCUCAUAUCCCUCCAACCUUCUAAUUCUAUCUCAUAUUACGCGGCAAAUAUGUUCACUCGCAACUUAAUUCAGUUGCUACGCCAUACAAAGUACAUAGGUGUCCCUGUAGCUCGGUGUACUGAAGAUGCUACAUCUCUUCCAAAGUUUGAAAAAUGUUUGAACCAAGUAAAUUUGAUUGGUCGAAUUGGACGAGAUGCAGAAGCUCGUGGCUCAGAAAGCCAUCCUGUUAUUAUAUUAUCAUUGGCAACAAGCUUUGUUUAUGCUAAAUCUUCUGGAGAAACCAUAUCUAGGACAGAAUGGCACCGUGUCAGUGUGUUUAAAGCUGGACUUCGAGACAAAGUUGCUGCAUAUAUAAAGAAAGGAGACCGUGUGUUUGUGAGUGGUACUCUUCAGUAUAAUGAGUAUUGGGAUUCAGGCAGUGUACUACAGAAGUCUACUACAAUUAUUGCAAAUGAUAUAAUAAAUUUAACCAAAAAAUACUUGAAGGAUGAUGAAGAAUUGGAUAUGUGAUCUAAAACCAUGAACUCUUGUUUGGUUUAUUACAAAAAUUAGAAUUAUGUGCCUUAGCAAAACUUUAAAAAAAUAAACUACUAUAAUGAGCAAAUUUUCAUUAAUUGCUGAUAUCAAUAUUAACAUCAGUGAGAAAAGCAACACCAGGUAAAUAAUAAUUAUUAUUAUUGCACUUAACCAAGCAUAGGGCCAGAAAUUUUGCAGAAGUUGAUUAAAUCAGUCCCAGUACUUGAUUGGUACUGUAUUUUAUUGACCCUGAAAGAUAACAUUGACCUCAGCAGGAUUUGAACUUAAAAUGUAGAGCCAGAACAAAAUCUGUAAGGUAUUUUGUCUGAUACUUGUAAUAAUUAUGAUUUCUUUGUUAGGCUCAUAUCUAUGAAAAGAUUUUCUUCAUUUAAAAUGAAGUUAACAAUUAUGUAAAAAAAAAAAGGAAGCAUUUAUGAAACAAAAAAUUAAAAUCAAAACAAUGUUACAAAUUCAUUGGAUUCAAAUAAGUAAAAGAAAUUUAGUGUUUGUAGUUGUUAAGGAGACUUCCUAUCAUAGUUUCACACAACUAGUCUGUUUGUUCCUAUUCUUCCAUGUGAUAUUGGCCACUCUUAACUGUUUAAUCUAAAGAUAAUGAUAAUAAUAAUGAUGGAAACCAUACAACAAAACAGGAAGUGUUCUUAGAUAUGAGCUCACAACAUAAAUAGCAACAUUCAUUUAUCACUAUUUAUCUUGAGUAAACUGCAGCCAAUUUAUCUUUGAAUGACCUGUUUUCUUUAAUCAAACUGAUUAAAGAAAAUCAUUUGUAUAUGGAGCAUUAAAAAGCUUAAACUAAGAUUGACUAUGCAGUGAUAGAAAAAUAUCAAUUCUUAACUAAUGCUACUUCUAACACACAUAAAAAACAAGACAACUCUACAUCUGUUUCUGCCUGAUUGAGCAUCAUUAGCAAGUAUUCAGUCAAGCCAGAAGUUGAUAAUAUCUUAGCAAGUAGCUAAAUAAAUAUACAGAAAUGUUUAUUUGUUGGCUUAAAGAAAGAAAAUUUGUUGAAAAUUAAAAAAAUUCAAGUUCUUCUCCACAUCAUAAUGGGUGGAAGAAUAUUUAAUACAUGCAUUGUUUCAUGUAUUAUCUAACAUAUAGCUGGCAUAUCAGAAUUAAUUAAAGACAGUUAAUUUUUAAUUAUAAACUGGUUAAGUACAAUAGUCAAGAGAACAUAUUCAUAUUUGCUCCUACUGAGCCUUAUCAAAUUGGUUGUAGGUAGAAGAUUUAGUUUCCAUUAGACAAUAUGCAUGUGCAGAUAUGAUUUCUGAGUGAACUGGGGCACAUAAAAUUUAGUGCACUUACUAAAGAAAACCUUCAACAAAUAUGCUUACACAAGUAUAUGAAUACCUGUUGAGAAUUGUAUUACAAUAAUUAAUUUUAAACCUACUUUUAUAGUUUUCACUAAAUCUUGGAAAUAUUACUUACUAAGUGUUUGAUUAAAAAUGUAAUUAGGAAGUUUUGUUGAUAAAAUUUUUUAAACAUACAUUGGCUGAAUAUUCAAGGUGUUCCAUAGCUGAUUGAAAAAAAUAGUUCCAAAACAUGAACUCCAGUUGUUUUAGAGUUUGUUUAUAAAAUAUUUGUCUGAUGGUACUAUAUUCUUAAGACAUGCAGACUGCAUUUUAUUAUUGAAGGAAAUUAUAAUUUAUUUCCUUUAGAAAUGAAAACUUUUGUAUGAUACAAACUCUGAUAUAAAUAAAGACCUGGAAAACAAAAAUAUCUUGGGCAAUAAGGUUAUUAGGAGUUUGGGCUUCGUGGGUUUAUAUAACAGGUUUUAGAAAGUUAUUUGUUUUGAUAUGUUAUUUCCAGGUAGUUUUUAAAUCAUAAUUUAAACAUUAACUUUUUUCUUGCAAAAAAAGCAAUGAACUUUGUUUGACCAAAUUGAAACUUCUGCUUUUUUAAUACUUCUUUUCAGUGGACAAAUGAUUCCAUAAAUUGUAUAAAACUGGUAUUGUAAAAGCUGAAGCUUUGCUAUUAUAAAAUGCAUAUACAAUACCAAGUUAAUUAUAUGUGAAAUCAAAUCACAAUCUCUGGUAAUAAAACAUUUUUUAAAACAUUA